UCAGGACAGAGACGUCCCGCUUCUGAGACGAGCCCCUGAGCAGCAAAGAGCCACCACUUGUGUGGGACAUGAGGUGCGAGCAGGGCUUCCAUCACCUUCACUCCGAGAGCCCUACUAUGCUUUUUCCAUCCACGCGGCUUCAGUCCAUCAUCUGGGCCACCAGCUGAUGAGAUGGCACAGAGCGCCGAGCUCCAGCCGAGCUUCGAGGACGUUUUUGACAUUCUAUCCCGGAUCCCACAAGAUAAACUCCUUACCUUCAGACAUAAACUGACACGCUUGGUAUUUGGGCCCAGCAGCAAAUUACUUCAAGCCAUGAUCCUGCUCAUUCUGCGGCGAGAAGGGGAUGCAAGGAUCUGUCUGGAUGCCUUGGGAGAUAACCGGGCAGCCCAGUAUGUCCACCACACCAAACUGGGCACUACAGGAGUGAGGAAAGACGGGGAGGACUUGCAGCCUCCCCAGCUGGAUGCGGGUGCCAGGGAGCUUCUGGCACAGAUCUACUCCCUGUUGGCAGAUGAAAAACUGUGCAGUCACGAAGCCAUGGACAAAGCCUACCAGGCUGCCACCAAAGCCAGCAAGGGGGACACGCUCAACAGCAUCCCACCUGAGGACCAGGAGAAACACGGCUUUGUUGUCAACAGGGGCCCAGGUGGCAAAUUUCAGACGCUGAGAUCUGAUGUGGGAGUAGGGUUUCUCCAGACGCCCAGCCCAGAGCACGUGGGGAGAAGUUCCCCAGUGGAGAUUGGAGGUAACUCAGACUUUUCGGGCCCACGGACCUUGCACUCCUCGGAGAGUCCUCCUUUCCCCAGUUGCUUUGAGAUCAGCGCGUCGCCAACUGUUGUUCUUUGCACCCAGCCUUCCUCCCAGGAGCACGGCCCCCAGUCUGGCUGGCUGUGCCAAGGGAGCACCAGCAGUGCUGGACACCCCACUGGGGAUGAAGAGAGCCAUGGCCUGCAGGAAACGAGCUGGGCCAGCAGAACCAACUCUCAUCUCGGGCAGGACACAAGUGCCCAAGUCCCCCAGCCGGAGAAGGUUCUGGGGGUCACUUCAAGUCACCCAACUGUGCCAAUUCCUGAAACACAGCCGCCCACCCAGGGCGUUGUGAACCAACCUGUCCAAACUAGUGACGUUUCCAGCACUGUGGCAGCAGAACCUCAUGCACCAAAAGAAAGCACAGACAAAAAUCAAGAUGAAAAGCAAUUACCUACAAUUAUUUCUGACUUAAGAGCUACAGUGGAUACUGGUCUGGCCCAUACCACCAGGGAGGACUCCUAUGUUCCAGCAGGCACUUCUAACUCUGCAUCUUCCAUUUCAGCCUCUCCUCCUUAUUCUGUCUUCUCAACCCUUCCGUCUCCUCUUCAGGGAGCUGCUCCCAACUUAUCAUAUCCUUCUCCCCUCCCCUCAUCCACCUCUCCAGCCUGGCCUCCUCCUCUCCAAACUCUAGAAGCAGGGCUCGCAUCAGAGCCAGACGCUGGAGACAGAAAGUUCUUCACUUUUGUUGUCCUGCACGCUAGUGAAGAUGAGAGUGUUGCCCAUCGGGUCAAGAACCUGCUGGAGAGCAUGGGGGUUCCCAACGGUGCCACGCUCUCUGAGAACUUCUUCAUUGCUGGACGCAGCCAUCUGACUUGCUUCCAGGAUGCUAUGGAAAACUCGGCUUUCAUCAUCCUUCUGCUGACCAAGAACUUCCUGUGCAACCUCUGUAUGUUCCAGACAAACACUGCUCUGAUGGAGUCCAUCAUGAACCCAUCCAAGUGCGACUCAGUCAUCCCUUUUGUACCCAAGGAGAGCCCCCUGGAGCGGAGUCAGCUUCCCACCACGCUCAACGGGCUCAUGCCCUUGGAUGAGAACUCUCCCGUGUUCUCCAGGACUGUGCAGAACACCUUUACCAGCAGCAGGAUCAGUAAGAGGAAAGCCAUGUGGGACCUGACGCAGAGAAAGAAACUAGAGCAGUAUCAAACACUGCAGAAUUUAGCUGCUCUGAACCUUGGCUCCCAUCCCCAGGUGCCACCAUCAGCAACGCAGCCGCAGCUACUGGAGCCAUCACCCCAACAGUGGUGUCCCCCUGCUUCGGCUGUCCCUCCUGCCACCCACCUUCCUCACCCCAUGCCUGGUCAGAUGGGUCCUCCUCCUUCCCAGCCACUUCAUCUCCCACCAGGCCACUACAACCUGAUGCCAGAAGGGAUCCCACACCUCAUCAUCCAACACGCUCGGAUGGUUCAGAUCGGGAACCACAACACGAUGCAGGUAGAAGCUGUGACACCAGGCCCAGGGGACAGCAAGAAGGAAACCAGGUAGGAAGGUCCCUCAGAGAUGCAGCAGGUCAGCCAAGGCCAGACACUCACACCGCGUUUCAAACCCAAAAUUAUAGUGAUUCUGGGACUCUUCUAAUUUCACUGCGGGUAAAAGGUGCUACUUUCCUGGAGCACAGGAGAAAAUUACCUUCUUUGUUGGACAGAAGAGGUCGCAAUCUCCCGAGACUAUUUUCCUUGUGCUUCAUUUUCAAAUAACUGAGACAACUUUUUUCCCGAUCUUCUAAGGCUACUGAAAGAUUUUAUAAAUGAAUUUUAAUGAA
Molecule: messenger RNA, 2569 nt
Organism: Calidris pugnax (ruff)
Lineage: Eukaryota; Metazoa; Chordata; Aves; Charadriiformes; Scolopacidae
Product: TIR domain-containing adapter molecule 1-like
Exons: 1
Coding region: 172-2292 (706 amino acids)
Biological process (GO): positive regulation of canonical NF-kappaB signal transduction; positive regulation of natural killer cell activation; positive regulation of cytokine production involved in inflammatory response
Molecular function (GO): protein kinase binding
Source: RefSeq, a predicted model, not a curated record